AUGUCCGCCAACUUUGACCCCGAGCUGUUCACCGUGGAGUACUUCCGAUACCGGGAAGACCGUCCCUGCCCUGCCAAGGCGCCAUACCUACUCCUCGAGGGCACUAUGGAAAACGAAGCGGCAUUGAAAGAAGCCAUCGAAAGGGUACCCGGCCUCCGAGUCUCAAUAAGACCGGAAAUCAGCUAUACCCUCAAGGAGACCAUGAUCCUGGCGCCGGGCGACAGGAUGCUCUGCAACGCGCGACGGCAGCAGGAGAAAAUCGACAGGAGUUCUUCUCGAACACCCGCUCGAACGCAGGAGGAAGCAGAACCAUCGUCCCGGAUGCCGCUGUCACCGCAUCCACCGACGCCGCCGCAGCAGCAACAACAACACCAACAACCGGCGCCGCUAGCAACACCAACGCCAACACCAACACCCCCGCGGCCAGCCACACCCGAACAGGUCACACUACCCUUCGUGCGCCUGCGUCUGCAGUGGGUGGGCCGGGCACCGGUUGCGCACAACAUCAUCCUUCCGGACCCGGACCACACGCACAAGGGGUACCUCGACUUUGACUCCAGUAGCAGCAUCAGCCAGUGGAGCAGCGCGAUCAGCGACAGGCCGCGGCCCGGGUACGAGCCUGUUAGCAUAGCCAAGUUCACGCUCGAGAGGGCAUACUAUAGGGAGACGGGCGCUAAGUUGUCGGAUCUGCUGCCCCCUGACGAGGGCGAGGGCAGCGGAGAGGAGGUCGAGUGGUCGUUGAUGCUUGGCUGGUGA
Lasiosphaeria miniovina is the source of this 756-nucleotide messenger RNA. RefSeq lists its product as uncharacterized. The record is from RefSeq and is a predicted model, not a curated record. The transcript has 4 exons. Bases 1 to 756 code for a protein of 251 amino acids. NCBI's taxonomy places the organism in Eukaryota, Fungi, Ascomycota, Sordariomycetes, Sordariales, Lasiosphaeriaceae.